UGACAAAAUGGAACCCACCAGCAGUGUGAGGAGACCUGAAAGUGGCACAUGGCAGAGUGUGGCGAUGGAGACAGCAGCAAUGGGAGGCCGUACAGGGACCCAUGACACACUCUGGACCUGGCAGCAGCAUGAGGAGUCGGUACGGGGGCCCAUGGCAGAUUACGGGCCUGGCAGCAGCAAUGGGAGGCCAUACAGCACCCUAUGACAAAAUGGAACCCACCAGCAGUGUGAGGAGACCUGAAAGUGGCACAUGGCAGAGUGUGGCGAUGGAGACAGCAGCAAUGGGAGGCCGUACAGGGACCCAUGACACACUCUGGACCUGGCAGCAGCAA
Staurois parvus is the source of this 332-nucleotide messenger RNA. NCBI's taxonomy places the organism in Eukaryota, Metazoa, Chordata, Amphibia, Anura, Ranidae. The record is from the annotation of a GenBank genome assembly.